This is a messenger RNA of Acanthopagrus latus (yellowfin seabream), 7075 nucleotides long. Its product is annotated as oncostatin-M-specific receptor subunit beta-like. Gene Ontology annotation, molecular function: protein binding; cytokine receptor activity. The transcript has 18 exons. Gene Ontology annotation, cellular component: membrane. The coding region runs from base 3374 to 6085 and encodes 903 amino acids. NCBI's taxonomy places the organism in Eukaryota, Metazoa, Chordata, Actinopteri, Spariformes, Sparidae. The record is from RefSeq and is a predicted model, not a curated record.
AUUGCAUGUGUACAUGUUCAUUUGAUUUUAACUUCAACUUUUAUUCCUUGUCCCUCCCUGGAAUUAUUCUCUAAAAUGUGACUGUUUAUUGUCCCCCCAGCUAUGGAAUGGGACUUUAAAUAUCCCAAAUAUUGUAGCUUUCACCGCAUGAGAGCAUUAGUACAUACGUAUACUUAAUACUGGCUCCUCCUUAAACCACGACAGCAGUAAACAGCAAAGCAGCAGUAAUAUUAAAUCCAAAACAUGAGGUAUUGUAGUAAAUAUAGUAAAAACUGACAAGGACAACCUGUUGCAUGAUUACGUUUACUUUUAACAUACUGAAUAAAUGUAAUAUAUAUUCCAACAUAAAUAUUUAGUUUUAUUUAAGGUUUUAAAUGCAAAACUUACAGUGGAGUACUUUCACAGUGGUGUGGUAGUUUUUAUUGAAGUAAAGAUUAUUUAGUACUGAUUACUUCUUUGACUGCUGCAUGACUAACACAUCAUUUCCUCUCAGUCAGAGAUUCAUUUAUCAAAAUAACUAAAGUUAUUCUGCUGCCGCUGUCUGUCAGGUUUCAUUUUCUCCGGCUGUCUUUAGUGAAAUGUGACAUGAACAAACACUGACAUGUACAUAAACAAGUAAAUCAUGCAGAGGAGGUUGAAUGCAAUACACAAUCCUGAUGCAACAGGUGAAAGUGACGGGAUUAAAUGAGGGCUGUGAAAUGUGAAGUCAGUGUGAGAACCCUGACACUGUGUUUAUAUGGCCAAGCUGCAAACACUGUCUCCACGCUGUCUCUCCACACACACUUGGUCUUUUUACACCGUUUUUUACCAACUGAUUAUGAGCUGGCAGGACGUUUUUUCUCAGAGACAUUUAUCAGCAAAUUCUGGUUGUCGGUGGAUGUUCAGAUCACAGCCGGCCGGACAUGAUAUCGACCAGAAUCCACUGAGACUUUUAUCUCAGCGUUAGCAGUUCUCCUAAAUCAGACUGAAAGUUUUUAUAAGAGUCAUUUGUUAAAAGUAAUUCAGCAGCUGAGACCAACUGUUAGUUAUGAAAACACUGAACACCUGAACUAGACUCUCCCCCUCCUCCAACUGGAAGUAACUCUCUGUUGCUCUGGAUGACGUCAUGUUAUAAGGACGCAGAAGCGGUGACAGCUGAUUGGCUGCUGAGUGACCGGGCAGCCCAAUGAAAAGUCAGUUAGGCUGCACAAUGCAUGAAGUGAAAAUAAGGAAGUUGCCUACAAGCCCAUGACAAGAAGAUACUGGAUAAAGAAAUGUAUUCAUGAGGAGAACUAAGUGCCCCGCCAAACAAAACGCUUCAGACAAAAAUGACAAAUUAACAGAUUGCGAUGAAAAACAUGAAUUGCCAAUAAAAGCAGCAUCAAACAACUCUCCAUUAGAAUUCAACAGUGUCCAGUAUAUUUCAACAUGUGUCAAAGACAGUUUGUGUGUUGAUGGAAUGCAACUUUUCCUUGAUGACAAACAGAACCAGAAGAACCUGCAGACCUCCAGUAAUCUGGAAUAACUGUGGAGGUCUGUGAUCUUAAUCCCGUGUGAAUCUGCCACGUCUGUAGUUUGUAAAGUAAAAAUUCCACCGCAAAUGAUCAUAUUUCACCAAACACAGAGGUCAUGUGAUAAUAUUAGUCCUGUGAAUCAGCAUCUCUGUGAUUUGGGGUCGUUUUUUGUUUUUCUUAAGGUUUUUUGUGUUUUCCACCUUUUUCUGCCUUUUUCCCAGUCGAGAAUUAUGGAGGCUGUGUUGAGAAUUAUGAUGAAAGUUUUGACAACAUUCUGGUGAAAAUUCAGGAGCGAAAUCUGGAGAGAUGAUCAGAUGGAUCACAUGCAUGGCAGCAUGCAGUAAGGAACAUUUCCAUCUGUCAACAGGCUCAACAGUUAUUAUAUUACAGGUGAUACUGGUCCUGUGUGAACAGCUGCAUCUCUCCCGCGGUGCUGCCAGACAUUUUAACUCCGGUGCUGUUGGAUUGUUCCGGUUGGUUCUGGACGUUACUGCGUCCGUCACCAGUUCAACCACAACUUCAGUCCCUUCGCGUCCAUCUGACAUCGUUUUAAUGAUUUCCUGUCAUUUAGCGUCUCCAGAACAUUCAGCUGUGACCAGGUCCUGGUGAGUUCGGAGUCCUCUGGACUUCUAAGUUCUCCCAGACUCCGGUCGUGUUCACACCGAUAGUUCGUUUGUUCUGGACCGAAUCAGGGACCAACUUGUUAAAUGUUGCAUGGUACCUAAAGUUUGGACCGAAAUAUGACGCAGGAUGAAACGCAGCAAUCAGCUGAUUUUAGCACCGAGCUGACAGGAAGUCAAGCACCCGAUAUGACAUCCGGUUACUUUUCAAAAUAAAACACGCCGUGCUGACACCGGCACAGAAAAGAGACGAUCAGGCUCCUCUGCUGGUCCUGCGGUCGGGAACACGUCCUCCGGUUGUUUCUAUGACUCAGACCGGUACCUGCGGUCCUGAGUGAUCAUGUGAUUAUCGCGGGAACUCCUCGGCCUCGUGACGUCAGCUGACCGUACUGCGCCGUGGGACCGGACCGGACGGAGGAGCCGUGAUGCCGCGGACACGGAUGCAUUCGAAAUUCGGGGUUAAGCACUGAUGCGUCCUGCAGUUGGGUCGGAUCGAGUUUGGAUCAUGUUCUCACCAUAAACGAACUGUACAGAGUGUGUGUAGAACCGGACCGGGACCACCUCCUCAGCGAGGACUCGGUCCGGUUGUCUCGGUCCGCAGAGUGCGACUGACGUGUUCACACCUUCCCAAACGAACAGCACCGACAGGAUGAACCCUCCAGGGUCCAGUUCAGCUGAGCUGAACAAGGCAGGCGUGAAGACGUCCUGAGGUGCCACUUUUAGACCUAAAAUGUUUUGUGAAUAACUUUUAUUUUCAAAAAUGAGUCCUGAAGUUUCGCCCAUUAUAUGUAGGAGCUGCUCCUGAAUUCUUCUGUUGGGAGAAACUUCAGCCUGAAGACUGUUUGUGAAAACGGGCCCUGAUCUGUGUGUGGACACACACACUUUCCUGCUUCAGUUCCAAGAAACAAACCAUUGAGCAAUGUUGUGGAAAGCUUGUCUGACCUCAGCACUGUGACUCACGGUUACCAGAAAGCAGCGUGUCCACUUCCUGUCUCACAGUCCACAUGGACUGACAGUCAUGGAAGCUGCAGCUCCGUGACUGGUUUCUUUGGAAGGGAGUGUUGCUGCAGGGAGUAACUUGCCUCUGUGUUUGCUUCCGGUUUGAUCCUCUUCUCUUUAAACAGUCAGAUGAAACUACACAAGAUAGAUAUCAGCCAGUCAGACCUGCUCAUGCAUCAAGUCUCAUCACUGUAUUGAAGUGGUAAAUCCACGAAGACUUGCAGGAAGGUUCACCUGAACAUUAAAGGACAAACUGGCCGGAUGAUGCUCACAUGGUUGUUACUGGUGUCACUGGUCUGUGUGACCACACAGGACGGAGAUGGUCCAGAGGACGGUGUCCUCCAGUGUGGACCUGAGAAUCUGACACUCUCGAGCUCUGGCCAGAUGAUUGUGUUCAGGUGGACGGAGGACGACCCUUCAUGCUCUGCAGUACACGAUGUGCUUGUUUAUGAGUUGGUGGUUCUCAAACCAGAUGUUCCCACAGCAGUUACUGGGGAAGUUUCUGUGAUGCCUGAGCAGAUCGGAUCUUCUCACUCGUGGAGCUGGAGAUCCUCAUUCGCUCUGGAGUGUUUUUCCCAUUCAGUCAGGAUCAGGUCACGUUACAACAAGCAGACGAGCCCGUGGAAACAAGAAGAUAUUCAUCCUGGAAUGGAACAUUUAAAAACGGCUGGGAUUUAUCCAAAGGACGCAUUGUUGGAACUUGGCAGUAAUUUCACCUUCUGCUGCAUUUUGCCAGAAGGGGAAAUUUUCAACAGUGCACCGACAAUCAGGGGGCUCGGGUCAGGAUCCAGUGAGUCAAGACAGAUCUCCAAUCGAACAUAUGCUGUGACUGUCCACCUCACCCAAGCAUCAGACAGAACUAGCACCUGUUUUCACUGUACACCCCCAGAUCAUUGGGCUUGUGCUUAUAUUGGCUACCCACCUCAGGACAAGAACCUCCAGUGUGAAACCCGAGACCUGCAGUCAGUCGAAUGUUACUGGACGGCUGGAAGAGACUAUAUUGUAUCACACAAGAAGAGUCCAACAGUUUACCACCUACUGGGACGGGAAUGUCGGGAUGGAGGGGGAGGACUGGGGAUGAGCGGAGAUCAGGCCAGAUGUAAGAUGGAAGUGGAAAUAGACGUUGGUGAAGUGAACUGGACACUGACAGCAGUUAACGGGAUUGGGAAGGUGGAACUGCUAGACAGAGCAGACCUGAUUAAAAGAGUGCACAUGUUCGCUCCAAAGGCAGUGAUGGCUUCAACUCUUAAUGCCAGAAACGUCACUCUGGAGUGGGAGUGGACGGUGCAACACUACAGGAAACUCAAAAUAAGAUGCCAAGUGAAGAUCAGCCACGCUGACACACAUACCAUCAGAGAAUACUGUGGAGUUGGCCUUAGUUUUACCGUUCUGAAUGAUCUGAUACCGUAUUGGAAGUAUAAUGUGACAGUACGAUGUGCAACAACACCUGAUCUGUGGAAAUGGAGUGACUGGAGCACAACUGUCAACUUCCACACCAGGGGUGACGUUCCAGAUGCUCUUGAUGUGUGGAGGCAGGUGGUGGGUGACGAAGUGAUUAUCCUCUGGAAAAUGCCACUGGCCAACCAGAGUCAUGGAAUCAUCAAAGACUACAGAGUGACCUGGGAAAAGACCAGGUCACGAGCGAAAGAACCGCAACACACAACCGUUCACAACAAUGACAGCCUCUCUCUGAGUCUGGACACGGCUGAAGAGUAUAUCAUCACAGUCACAGCUAGAAAUGAAAACGGCAGUUCACCUCCAUCAACCGUAACCAUCCCCAGCUUCAGUCCAGUUUCAGACGGAGCAGAAAGAGCAAACGGUUCCUGGAUUGUUCGCAGCGGCGGCAGCUUCAACCUGUCCUGGUCUCCCAGUCCUGCAGCCAGCUGUGGGUACGUAGUUGACUGGUGUCCCUCCGUUGGACGCUGCAAGGCCGAGUGGCUGAAAGUUUCUCCCAAUCAAACCAGUGCCAGGAUAUUUUCAGAAAAUUUCACUGAUGGAGUGAGAUAUUUAAUAUCUGUAUAUGCCUGUACCCAGGGAGCUCCACUGCUGCUAAACACAUUAGAGGACUAUGUCAGAGAAACAAGAAUAAAAGACAAACUGUUUAAGUCUUUGAAAUGGAAACAGCAGGAUUCAGAUGUUGAGGUAUUCUGGGACCGUGUAAAUCAAAGGGAGCAGUCUGCUUUCAUUCAAGGCUACGUUCUUUACUGGACGGAACAGGACAGCAAUGAAAACUUCAGUGUCAGCACAGUGAACCCUGAGGACACCAGCUUGACAGCAACAAACCUUCGCAUCAGUAGCUACAAGUUCAGAGUGGCGGCACUGACAGCAGUUGGAGAAAGUGGCGCUACAUAUAUUACUGCUACCUUGAAUCCACUGAAUAACUUGGUCAAGCCUGUCCUCAGUUCCCUGCUCACUGUAUUUGGCGUCCUUUCUGUCAUCUCAGUCCUUUGUUACAAACACUGGGCAUGUAUCAAACAGAAGGUCUAUCCUCCGGUCCCAGAGCCGGUGCUGACGUGGCCGACCUCACUGGCUGCAAACAGAUGUCGUCCUCUUCAUGUGGACCAUGAAACAGAAGUCUUGGAUGUUUCUGAGCUGCAUUAUGACUCAGUGCCAGUAGCAGAAGACUAUGUCACUGAAAAGCCUCCUGCCUCUUCACAAACUCCAGCGGGUUACUACAACCAGCCCCUGAGAAGGAGCAUCCCAGCAGCCCUCACUUCACUGGCUAUAGACACCCCAGCUUCUCCAUUCAGAAGUGUAUUUUCUAACCCGUCAUACGACCUGCUGCUGCAGCCUGGAGAGCAGCAGUCCAGCCCCGGCUCCAGGCUGCAGGAGGGCACAUCCUCAGAGGGAAGCUUCAGUGAAUACCAGCCUCAGAGUAACACACAGACCUUCAGUUUCAUCGAGACAACAGAGGAACCAGAAAAUCUUAUGUCCUGUGUCUUCACUUAUAUUGUGGUACCAAAAUCAACUUAACAAUCAGCCACUGCAUGCAGAGUCUACAGUGGUGUGAAAACAUGUUGGCCCCCUUCAUGAUUUCUUUUCUUUUCUUUUCUUUUGUAGGUUUGUCACACUUAAAUGUUUCAGAAGUAAAUAUUAGUCAAAGAUGACACAAGUGAACACAAAAUGCAGUUUUUAAAUGAAGGUUUUUUACUAUUAAGGGGGAAAAAAUCCAAACCUACAUGGUCCUGUGGAAAAGUGACUGACCCCCAACCCUAACAACAGCUGCAGUCAAGCGUUGGUGAUAACUUGCAGUGAGAGUCUAACAGCUCUGUGGAGGAAUCUUGGCCCACACAUCUUCGUAGAAUUGGUGUAAUUCAACCACAUUUGAGGGUUUACAAGCAUGAACUGCAUUUAUAAGGUCACACCACAGCAUCUCAGUAGGAUUCAGGUCAGGACGUUGAUGAGGCCACUCCAAAGUCUUCAUUUUGUUUUCCUCCAGCCAUUCUGAGGUGGACCUGCUGGUGUGUUUUGGAUCAUUGUUCUGCUGCAGAACCCAAGUUGGCUUCAGCUCGAGGUCAUGAACAGACUGCCUGACAUUCUCAGGCAUCUUCUCAGGAUUUUUUGGUAGAAAGCAGAAUUCAUGUUUCUAGUUACCACAGCAAGUCGUCCAGGUCCUGAAGCAGCAAAACAGCCCCAGACCACCACAAUACCUCCACCGUAUUUUACUGUUGGCACGAUGUUCUUUGUCUGAAAUGAUAUGUUACUUUUUUAUGCCAGAUGUAAUGGGACAUAUUACACAUUUCCCAACUAGCUCAUCCUUUGUCUCAUGAGUCCACAGAGCAUUUUCCCAGAAGUCUUGGGGAUCAUCAAGAUGUUUUCUGAGAAAACUUAGACAAGCCUUCUCAGAAAACUUAAUAGAAAUUCUGUCUUUCAUUAUUUUUUUCUUUAAAUUUCUGUUUUUCAGUGUAAUCAUGUUUCUCAUUUCAUUUUUACUUCCUACAUACAGUGGUGUGAAAAAGUGUU